Messenger RNA from Microthlaspi erraticum, 957 nucleotides. NCBI's taxonomy places the organism in Eukaryota, Viridiplantae, Streptophyta, Magnoliopsida, Brassicales, Brassicaceae. The record is from the annotation of a GenBank genome assembly.
AUGCCGCAUCAAGUUUUUGGCGCCGUUGCCGGGGAUUGCAUCAUAAACACUUGCAUAGUACUUGGAGAUGAAUCACAACACCAACAUCCACUUUGGGAACCGGACACUGAUCCCACACGAUCUCCACGGCCGGAGUUACCAAGACCCAGCCGUAACAUCGUGCCACAUCCGUUCCCUCCCAACCGCGCUCAUCCGACGUUUGAAGGACCUAGCCGAGACGAGCAUCAUUACCAUCAUCAUCAAAACCGACCUCCGGUUUAUCAUCAACCACCUAGACCAGUGUUGCAUUCACACCACGACCAUGUUCUCAAUAGGCGGAGAGAUAGCCAUUUCGAUGCCGUGCUUGAGGGUUUCAUGGAGAGCCAAAGAAAAACUAGCCGCGACAUUGAGACAAAGCUAGAGUUCACGCGAUACGAACUAGAUGGAAGACUUGGAGAACUCUCUACCCAAAUAGAGAGAGUAGAGUCAAGAUGCUUGGACAUGGAGGAAGAUUUGAAGAAGCAAGGCGAGGCCAUUGAAGACAAUAGGAGAGCGAUACACUUUACCAAAGUUUCUACCAAGGAGAUGGACAAUCACUUAGAUGAGAAGAUCACAAGUCUUGAUAACAACCUCGAUGGCACCACCAAGAGUCUCAAUUCAAUAACAGCAGUAGCUCAUCAAGCUAAGAGGGAGGUAGCCGAAGUGACCCUAAAGGAGAGGCAAUGUUACUCGACGAUGCUUACAUUGGUGGAAGGGCAAAAACAAGUGAAGGCACAAAUCCGAGAUUUACACAUCUCUCUAGACAAGAGGAGCCAAGAUAUUCAAAGAAGAGCUAGAGGGCUUGAAGACAAAGUAGAUGGAGUCUCCAAGGAAGUCAAGGAUUUAACCACUCGCUUAGCCAACUUGGAAGAGAAGGUCUUGACCGAGCAAAGACGACCGUUCCUAAGCACAACCAUGCCGCGCCCGUCUUUACUAUAA